Messenger RNA from Gastrolobium bilobum, 3206 nucleotides. Its product is annotated as auxin response factor 4. Gene Ontology annotation, molecular function: protein binding; DNA binding. Gene Ontology annotation, cellular component: nucleus. Bases 533 to 2980 code for a protein of 815 amino acids. Gene Ontology annotation, biological process: response to hormone; regulation of DNA-templated transcription. The record is from RefSeq and is a predicted model, not a curated record. The transcript has 12 exons. Lineage: Eukaryota; Viridiplantae; Streptophyta; Magnoliopsida; Fabales; Fabaceae.
CCCACCCAACACACACACACACACAAACACAAACACAAACUCUCUCUCUCUAUCUCUAACAAUCCCAAGUCCAAAAGCCACUACCACAUUGGCUUUUUUUGCCUUUUGUUUCUGUGCUUCCUAUGCAAUUGUCUCUGUCUGCUGCUUCUGUUCCCUCUUCACAGUACCUGCAAAUGGGAGAGGAAUCAUACUUUGAAUUUCUUGUUAUUAUUUGAUUUGAUUAAAUAUACUUUUUUUUUUUCUUAUUCUCUUUUCCUCUUUGGUGUGUCCUUCCCAGCAUGUCUUUGUUGAUAUGGUUCCACUCAUACCCAGUUUUUACCUUUGUGGUGUCCCUCCAAAUAUGAUUCCUUUUUCGUGAUUUGACCUCAUUUUUCCAUUUUGUUACAGUUUCCGCUUUCUGGGUUUCCCUUUUUAAAUCCACUUGAUUAAACUCUCUUCAGCCUCCUUUAUCUUCUUUUUUUAUUUUUUUUAAUAUUCUGUUUUGGUUUUUCCAUUUGAGUCCAUUGAGAACCAAACAACACUUGGGGUGUUCAUGGAAAUUGAUCUGAACGAUGCAGUGACUGAGGUUGAGAAGAAUGCAUCUUGUAAUGGGGACUGUGAGAAAGGUGUUUGUGUUUGUGUUUGUUGUUUGUCAUCUCCAACUUGUUCAUCUUCUAGUUCCUCUUCAGCUCGUGUGUCUUCUUCUUAUCUCGAGCUAUGGCAUGCUUGUGCUGGACCCCUCACUUCCCUGCGAAAGAAAGGGAAUGUUGUAGUCUAUUUUCCACAAGGUCACUUAGAACAAGUUGCAUCUUUCUCUCCCUUCUCGCCAAUGGAGAUGCCUACCUAUGAUCUUCAGCCACAGAUCUUUUGCAGAGUUGUCAAUGUCCAACUACUUGCCAAUAAGGAGAAUGAUGAGGUUUAUACACAGGUUACUUUGCUUCCACAGGCUGAGUUUGCAGGGAUGUAUUUGGAGGGUAAAGAGCUUGAGGAAUUGGGAUCAGAUGAAGAAGGAAAUGGAAGAACACCAACAAAAUCAACCCCUCACAUGUUCUGCAAAACGCUUACUGCCUCUGAUACAAGCACUCAUGGGGGAUUCUCUGUGCCUCGUAGAGCUGCUGAAGACUGUUUUCCUCCUUUGGAUUAUAAGCAGCAAAGACCCUCUCAAGAGCUUGUUGCAAAAGACCUGCAUGGUGUGGAAUGGAAAUUUCGCCAUAUUUACAGAGGUCAGCCAAGGCGGCAUCUGCUCACUACUGGCUGGAGUAUUUUUGUUAGCCAAAAGAAUCUUAUAUCUGGCGAUGCAGUGCUCUUUCUAAGGGGUGAAAAUGGAGAAUUGAGAUUGGGAAUCAGAAGAGCUGCUCGACCGAGAAACGGUCUCCCUGAAUCCAUUGUUGGUAACCAGAGUUGUUAUCCCAAUUUCCUUUCUUCUGUGGCUAAUGCUAUAUCCGCAAAAAGCAUGUUUCAUGUUUUCUACAGUCCAAGAGCAAGUCAUGCAGAUUUUGUUGUCCACUACCAAAAAUAUGUCAAAAGCAUCAAGAAUCCAGUGACCAUCGGGACAAGAUUCAAAAUGAAAUUUGAAAUGGAUGAAUCUCCAGAAAGAAGGUCAACUACAGCACAGUGUAGUGGUGGUAUAGUGACUGGAAUGAGUGAUUUGGAUCCCUAUAAAUGGCCUAAAUCUAAAUGGAGGUGCUUGAUGGUCAGAUGGGAUGAAGAUAUUGAGACUAAUCAUGAAGAUAGAGUAUCUCCUUGGGAGAUUGAUCCUUCUGCUUCCCUCCCUCCAUUGAGCAUUCAAUCUUCCCGAAGGCUGAAGAAACUGCGGACAGGUCUGCAGGCGGCCUCACCUAGUCACCCCAUCACUGGGGUGGCAGCAGAAGGCAGUGGGUUUAUGGACUUUGAGGAGUCUGUAAGAUCACCCAAGGUCUUGCAAGGUCAAGAAAAUACAGGUUUUAUGUCACUAUAUUAUGGAUGUGACACAAUAACUAAGCAGCCAGAAUUUGAGAUCAGGUCUACAAGUCAUCCUAAUCUUGCAUCAACUGGACUAAGAAAGAUUACUGCUGCUGAGCUUCUGAGGGUUCACCCUUCUAGUUAUGCAGGCUUCGCGGAAACUAACAGGUUUCCCAAGGUCUUGCAAGGUCAAGAAAUAUGUCCAUUGAGAUCCCUGACAGGAAAGGCUGAUUUAAUAAACCUUGGUUCUUGGGGCAAACCCAAUAUCAGUAGCACAAAUUACAACCUGCAUCAAGCAACCAAACCUAACUUUCACUCUUCAGGACCAGAAGUUCUUCAAACUGCAUAUUUUCCUUAUGGUGAUAUUCACAAACCUGGUCAAGGUAGCAGCUUGUUGUGCUCUAAACCAACUAAUUUCCAACGGGAGAAUUUCCCAUUUAACACACCUUCUACUCAGCCGGGGAUCAUGAGAAAUGAAGUUGGACGGUCAGAUCACACAACCCCAAAUGAGCAGAAGCUACAGGACAAUAUUUCUGGUGCUGCUUCUUUAGGGGCAAACAUGAGGAUUCCAAAUGAUGACACUUUCAAGGGGAAGGUGAAUGCUUGUAAACUAUUUGGUUUUCCCUUGUCCGGGGAAACUACCAACCAAAAUUCACAGAACUCUGCUAAAAGAAGUUGCACAAAGGUCCACAAGCAAGGUAGCUUAGUUGGAAGGGCCAUUGAUCUCUCAAGAUUGAGCAGCUACAAUGACCUGCUGAGUGAACUAGAGAGACUAUUUGGCAUGGAAGGUCUUCUAAGAGAUCCUGAUAAGGGAUGGAGAAUCCUUUACACUGACAGUGAAAAUGACAUUAUGGUUGUUGGGGAUGACCCAUGGCAUGAGUUCAAUGAUGUGGUAUCCAAGAUCCAUAUAUAUACACAAGAAGAAGUGGAUAAGAUGACAAUUGGGAUGAUGAAUGAUGAUACCCAGAGCUGUUUGGAACAGACACCAAUGAUUAUGGAGGCUUCUAAAUCUUCCUCAGUGGGUCAGCCAGAUUCUUCUCCAACAAUAGUUAGAAUCUAGUUUCACGGUUGUCUUAAGUAUUAUGUUGGCCCUGUUUCUAUGCAAUAUCAUCAAUACUAUUUGCAUAUAUGUUGAUGCCAUGAUUGAUUGCUAUCUUUGAACUAGAAACCCUGAAAGAAAAAAAAUUAAAAAAAAUAAAAUUGUCAGCGCUAGGAAGACUAACAGUUGUGCCCUCUAGCCUUGAAAAAUAAGGGCACCAUACUGUCCUGGCACUAUGUAACAAGUC